Messenger RNA from Trichechus manatus latirostris (Florida manatee), 2730 nucleotides. RefSeq names its product vomeronasal type-2 receptor 1-like. Lineage: Eukaryota; Metazoa; Chordata; Mammalia; Sirenia; Trichechidae. The record is from RefSeq and is a predicted model, not a curated record. Gene Ontology annotation, biological process: G protein-coupled receptor signaling pathway. Gene Ontology annotation, cellular component: plasma membrane. Gene Ontology annotation, molecular function: olfactory receptor activity; G protein-coupled receptor activity.
AUGGUGACCAGAAAGAAAUGCUUGCUUCUUGGAUUGCUUGCUUUUUUGCUGGCUGAUUUGGGCAUUAAAAGUGAAGAAAAGAAAGAAGAAGAACAGAACUGUUGGUUGCCGGGCAAAUUUGAUUUGAAUGGAUACGCAGACGCCGAAAACCAUCCACUUGUCAUUGGAGGACUGUUUCCUAUUCACUCCAGGACCAGCCCAGAAAAUAAGUCUAUUUUGGAGCCAGUAUCAGCAAAAUGUGAAGGGUUUAACUUCCGGGGAUUCUGCUGGAUGAAAACCAUGAUCCACAUGAUCAAGGAGAUCAAUGAGAGGAAGGAUAUUUUGCCCAACAUCACUCUGGGCUAUCAGAUCUUUGAUACCUGUUUCACCAUCUCCAAAUCAGUGGAAUCGGCUUUGGUAUUCCUCCCAGGGCAGGAAGAAAACACGCCCAAUUUUAGAAAUAGAACUGGAGUGUAUCUGGCAGGAAUUAUUGGAGCAGGUGGAUCAUCUUUAUCAGUUGCUGCUUCAAGAAUUCUAGGGCUGUAUUAUUUACCUCAGGUGGGUUAUGCUUCUACCUGCUCAAUUCUUAGUGACAAACACCAGUUUCCAUCUUAUCUUCGCACAAUUCCCGGUGAUAAGACCCAGUCAACCACCAUGGUAAAACUUCUCCAGCACUUUGGCUGGGUCUGGAUAGGCACUUUAGCAGCUGAUGAUGAUUAUGGAAAAUACAGAGUGAAAAAUUUUAAGGAAGUAAUGGAGACUGCCAGUCUCUGUAUGGUGUUUUCCGAAAUCAUUCCCCCAAUCUAUUCCAAUGAGAAAAUGCAGCAAGCUAUAAAUGCUGUAAAGAACUCCACUGCCAGAGUCAUUGUGCUUUAUGCAUCUGAUAUUGACCUCAGUCCUUUUGUGCUUGAAAUAGUUUACCAUAACAUCAUUGACCGAACAUGGAUAGCAGGUGAGGCCUGGAUCACCUCAGCCCUCAUUGCAAAGCCUGAAUAUUUCCCCUAUUUUGAUGAAAGUAUUGGAUUUGCAAUACCAAGAGCUGAUAUACCAGGAUUAAAAGAAUUUCUUUAUGAUGUACAUCCUAGCAAGGAUACAAAUGGUGUCCUGACCAUUGAAUUCUGGCAAACCGCUUUUCACUGUACUUGGCCCAAUAGUAGUGUUCUAUACAAUAUUGACCAUAGAGUGAAUAUGACUGGUAAGGAGGACAGACUCUAUGCCAUGUCUGAUAAAUUCUGUACUGGAAAGAAGUUGGAGGAUCUUAAAAACACCUACCUGGAUGUGUCGCAGCUAAGAAUUACAAACAAUGUCAAACAAGCUGUGUAUGCUAUGACUUAUGGCCCGGACAAUCUAAGUAGAUGUGAAGAAGGCUAUGGACCGUAUAUUCCAGGAAACACCUGUGCAUGUAUACCUGACUUUGAGCCUUGGCAGUUAAUGUUCUAUUUGAAGACACUUAAGUUUACAACCCAUAACAGAAGGAGAAUAGAGAUUGAUGAAAAUGGAGAUGUGUUUGGAUACUAUGAUAUUAUAAAUUGGCAAUUAAAUGACAAUGGUGAGAUUGCCUUUGUGAAGGCUGGAGAAUAUAUAUUCACAAACUCUAAGUAUGAGCUUGUGAUUCAAGAGAAUGCAACAAUAUUUUGGAACACUGAAUCAUCAGAUCUGCCCCAUUCAGCGUGUACUGAUGCGUGUCCUCCUGGGACCUGGAAGGGGAUUCGCCUUGGGGAACCAAUAUGCUGCUUUGACUGCAUCCCAUGUGCUGAUGGACACAUGUCAUGGGAACCAGGUCAAAGGAAGUGUGACCAGUGUGAUGAAGACUAUUGGUCAAAUGCACAAAAGAGCAAGUGUGUGCUGAAAGAAGUGGAAUUCCUUGCUUUUGAUGAGGCAUUGGGAUUCACACUUGUCAUUCUCUCCAUGUUUGGGGCCCUUGUGGUCUUGGCAGUCACAAUAGUGUAUGUGAUAUACAGACACACUCCCAAUGACCGGGAGCUGAGCUUUCUCAUUCAGAUUUCUCUUGUUAUCACGUUGCUGUCUACCAUGCUCUUCAUUGGCAAGCCAUACAACUGGUCCUGCAAGGCCCGCCAGGUCACUCUGGCACUUGGAUUUUCUCUUUGCCUGUCUUGCAUUCUUGGAAAGACUAUUUCACUCUUUUUAGCCUACAGAAUCUCCAAAUCCAAAACCCAUCUUACAUCCAUCCACCCCCUUUAUCAGAAAAUCAGUCUAAUCUCUGUUCUAAUUGAGAUUGGCAUAUGCACAGCCUACUUGGUAUUGGAACCCCCAAGAGUGUACAAGAACAUGGAGUCUCAAAACAAAAAGAUCAUUCAGGAAUGCAGUGAAGGUUCCAUAAAAUUUUUGUGCCCUAUGUUUGGGAUUGAUGUCUUCCUGGCCUUGCUGUGCUUCCUUAUGACCUUUGUGGCUCGCCAGUUGCCAGAUAAUUACUAUGAAGGAAAAUGCAUCACCUUUGGGAUGCUGGUCUUUUUCAUCAUCUGGAUCUCUUUUGUCCCUGCUUAUUUGAGCACCAAAGGUGAAUUUGAAGUGGCUAUGGAGAUAUUUGCAAUCUUGGCAUCCAACUAUGGUUUGUUGGGUUGCAUAUUUGCUCCCAAGUGCUUCAUUAUUCUUCUGAGGCCAAAGAGGAACACUAAUGAAAUUGUUGGUGGAAGAGUCCCAACUAUAGAUAAGACAAUCCAGCUGACUUCAGCCUCUGUGAGCAGUGAGCUUAAUAAUACCACGGUGUCAACUGUUGUUCUGGAUGACUAG